This is a messenger RNA of Bactrocera tryoni, 659 nucleotides long. RefSeq names its product putative nuclease HARBI1. Lineage: Eukaryota; Metazoa; Arthropoda; Insecta; Diptera; Tephritidae. Bases 66 to 659 code for a protein of 197 amino acids. The transcript has 3 exons. The record is from RefSeq and is a predicted model, not a curated record.
UCUGUGUUUGUUUUGUUUUGCAUAUUUGACAUUUUUUAAAAUAUUGAGAAUUGAGUGUUAUUAGCAUGGAGGAACUAUUAUUUGUAUAUGCGGCAAUUGUUGAGGAGGAGGAAUCGGGGGGUAGGAGAAAAAUUUUAAAGGGUUUGCGAGACAAAAGCGAUCCCUUUACUAUGCAAGACACUGCAUUUAUUAACACAUUUCGAGUCCCAAAAUCGCUAUGUAAAUUGCUGAUAAGUGAAUUGGUGCCGCAUGAUGUGCAGAAGUCAAAUAUUCCAUUUGAUCUGCGUUUCCUGACGAGCUUAUAUUUUUACGGGCAUGGCUCUUAUCAAAAAUGCGUUGGUAAUAAUUAUAUGCUCUCUAUGAGCCAAUCCUCAGUGUCAAGAGCUCUGCACUUUAUUUCAAAACUGAUUGUGGAUGUUAAGGGAAGUGAAAUUUAUUUCCCUUCAAGCGCGCAGGAUGUGUCAGAUGCAAAGAAGGGAUUUUACACGAAAUUUGGGAUCAAGGGCAGAAUCGGCGCAAACGAUUGUACCCAUAUUGGGAUUGUUUCACCCUCAAGCACAGACGCCACUACUCCUCUCUCACUUUUUAUGAACCGGAAAGGAUUUUACAGCCUUAAUGUAGAAGCAGUACUAAGAGAACGUUACAUUAUGUCUUUAUAA